This is a messenger RNA of Trachemys scripta elegans, 5328 nucleotides long. RefSeq lists its product as uncharacterized. The record is from RefSeq and is a predicted model, not a curated record. The coding region runs from base 2551 to 4491 and encodes 646 amino acids. Lineage: Eukaryota; Metazoa; Chordata; Testudines; Emydidae. The transcript has 8 exons.
AGCAUCAGGCUACGUCUGCGAGCGAGGGGUGUGCUCCCCGCUCACGGACCAGGCCUCGGUGAAGAGCAGUGUGGCUGUGGCAGCCCGGCCGAACCGUGUCAAGGGACAUGCCCACGGCUCAGUCGAGCCUCCGCCGCUGCUGCCCCGGCUACGCUGCCCUUGGUACCUGCAGAGCUCAGUGCGGUAUGCUGGGAACCAGCUCCUUGUGUGGACGUAGCCGCCGAACCCCCCCAGAGCUCCAGGUGUUAGCUGUGGAGCCCCCGCCCCGUCUGUAAUUGGGGGGUGGACGGGGACCUGGGAAAUGGGCACAUUUAUCUGCUGCUCAGACCUGGCAUCGGCCCAGGGAAGGGUGCCCUGGGCUGGACUAGCAAGGGCUGCGGGUUGGGAUUGAGGGGGACCGGCAGAGCUGGGAGGAAGGCCCAGGACUGGGCUGGCAGUGGGCUGCGGGUCGGGAUUGGGGGGCACCGGCAGAGCUGCCCCAUCAGUUCUUGACGCUCCCAGGUGUUAAUUCACACCCAUCCGGAAGGCCCAGCCUCUCCCACGACUCCCCUCCAGGAGCUGAGGUGGGUCUGGGACGGAGCCAGAAGCCCCCGCGGUGCCUGCGCUCGCCCGUUAGCCCUUCCCUUCCCUGCGUGGGGCUUCUCGGCUCUCCGCCAGGCUGCGAGUUGCGACGUGUAGGCCGAGCGCAGGCUGGCUCGUCAGCUCCAGCUCGGCUGGUGUUUGUGAGCGGCCGCGGGGGUGGGAGCAGGAAGCCAGGGCGGCGAUGGCUGGCUGGGAGUGGGUAAGCUGCGCGGCUGCGCCCUCUUCCCAUUGCUGGUGGGGGAGGCCCGGGGCCCCCUGGCCCAGCGCAGGGACCUGCCAGACCUUUGGGUGGGCGGAGAUCUGAGCCCCCCGGCGCCCAGGAAGGGCGUGGCUGGGCCCCGGAGCCAGCUGGCUCCGCGGCCCUCGUUCAGGGCGGUUCUGCUGCCAAGGAGGGAGCCCUCGGUGGCAGGGUCCCCCAGGCUGGGAGGGCUGAGCCAAGCUGCCCCUCCUUGGGCUUUGCAAAUCUCCCUGCCGUUCCCCCCGCCCCAGUUCGGUCUUGUCUCCGCUGAAUGUUUCCCGGAAGGCGGGAGCCCCUGGGGCUAGCUCGAGGGGGCCGAAUGCCCAGCGUAGCGACUGUAGCAGUUUUGUCCGUCUUCGUUCCGCUCCUUUCUCCCCGAGCGGCAGGAUCUGAUCCAAGCCGCCAAGCCCGGCUGUCUGCCUGGGGCUGUGAUCGGGUGAGGGGCGCUGGCCCGGCAGGUCCUCCCGGUUCCCCCAGGCGUUGGGUGACUCCGGACACGGAGCACGAGGACAGCCGGCGCUAUGUGCCCAGCGCUUCUCACCACUCCAUGCGAUGCUGGGGCUGGGCCCUGUUCCAAGUUUGCUGUAACCUCACGAAUGAGCCCAUCCCUCCCUGGGCCAAUCUCACCCCUCGCUCCCUGUCGGCUCCCCGCUUCACCCCCGGGUGGCUGGGCAGGUGCAGGGAGCGGGAUUUCAGCCCAUCCACCCCCUGGGACCUGAAGAGCCAGGCAACGUGGCCUGAGUUCCCGUUCUGGGCUGGGCCCCUCUGGGAGAAGACGCCAACCUGCUAGAGAGGCGAUGCCCGUGGCCUUUCUGGGCCCCCGUUGUGCCACGGGGACGGUCUGGGCAGAAACAGGCCUGGACCCCCUACCCUGCUGUGGCGUCUGUCUAGGAGUUGCUAAAGGGCCCAUCACCUUCCUGUCUGGGCUGCUGCCGCAGAAGCUGAGCUCAAAGCUCAUCGGUGUCGUUGCUUCACAGAGGUCGCAGGGUCUCCAUCCCCCUUUCCCGGCCGCCCCCAGACAAUGACCCUGCGGUUCGGGGUGUUCUGAACCCAGCCCCGGUUCGGUGACUGGUCCCAGGGGGACACUAACCCAUGAGGACCCCCAUCCCAUUACCGAGGGAGCGAUCAGCAAACCGACCCUGUCCACCUAACGCCGCCCAUGCAGCCGCCCGGGGACCUUAACCAGCCGUGGGCCAGUUCUGGGCACGCAGCCAGGGCAGCUGGCAAAACCCAGCCUCCGGAGUUGGCUGCACAUGCGCACGGGCGGGAGCUGCUUUCGCUUUCCAUCCGACUGGGGCUUGCUCUGGCUGGACUUGGUUGGCACCGAUGUCCCACAGCUGCUUAGCUCCCCUGGGACGGGCGGCUUCCCCAGCCCGGAGUUUGUCGGGGGCUGGACAGGCCGCUGCGGGCCAGGCUCCGUGGGGCGGCGUCCAGCCAGGGCUGCUUGUCUAGGGUCUGGCAGCGGCACUUCCUCCCCUCUCGGUCUCGCUGUUGCUUUUCCCCGGCAGGGUGGAGAGGAAGGAAGUUGGGUGCCUGCCGCAGAGUCGGUGCGCUCGGGCCUGGGCUACAGCACGUAGGCCGGAGGAUCUCAGGGCGAGCUGACCCCCGGAUUGGCACCAAGGCCAUGAGCGAGUGAGCGGGUGUCCUCGUGGGGCGGAUCCUGGGCGCCAGUGAGGUCAGGGAGAAUCCAGGCUGUUCCUGCUGGGAAGCCACCAUCUUGCGGGGUCACCAUGCAGCGCACCGGGUCCCCCAUCACCACGGAGACCGACAUCGACCUCACCGCCGCGCUGCUGCCUUCUGGGGGGACGCGGAGCCAUCAGCACGCCAUCAAGACGGCCGUCAGCGAGACGGGGGCGCUGCCCGUGCCGGGCUACGAGGGGCCCCCCUCUCCCGCCGGCUGCCGCUGCUGCAGCCUCGCUAAGCUGCAGACGGGACCCCAGCCUGGCGCCGGCUGCCGGCUCUGGAACGCCCCCUACCCCAAGCUGCCCCCGGGGUCCUGCCCGGGGAAGGGCUUUGGCCAGUCCACACUGCCGUUCAGCUUCGGGACCAGCUCUGCGCCCCCGCACCGAGACCCCCGCCUCACACUGCAGCCCAGCGAGCUGCCCACCGGGACGGCCAGGCUGAGCAGCGGGCCUUGGGGAGAGCCAGGGAGGUGCGGCGGGGGCCUCAAAGGCCUGGAUCUAGAGCUCUGGGAGCCCCCAGAGACCAAGCCAGGGCUGGAGGAUGGGACGGCUCCCCCCUCGGCCUUGGAGAAGCCCCCCAUCCGAGAAGGCUGCUCCCCCUGGGCUGAGGCGCGGCUCUGCCCCGUGCAGCCGGGACGGGAUGUGUCUCCACCAGAGAGUCGCUGUGGGGUCCGGGAAGAGCAGGGCUGUGCGGGCGUCCCUCCCAACGCAGCUCUUGGCCUCUCGGCGGGCAGGGCGGGCGCACACCGGGCUGAGGGCGCAGGCCGUGGGCGUGACCCCUUGACAUCGGAAACAGCAGCCAAGCCGCGGCGGGACGGCAGCAUCGCGCUGAGCGAGGGCACGAGGGAGCUGGUGAUCAGCCGGGAAGGGACACGGGACAUCCCCCAUCCAGUGGGGAGCGGGCUGGCCCCGUGUGCCCCCCCUGAGCCAGAGCCCCCCUCAGCAGACCCACGGGAAGAGGAGCUGCCGCCGGAAGGUCCUGGCGGGACAGAGGAGGAGGCAGUUACGAGUUGGCCCCGGGACACUGAGCUGGGGAAGCGGCCAGGGACCGAGAGCUCUGUUGGCUCAGCCGGCCCGGGCCGUGAAAGCAGCCAGCCCGUCUCCCAGGAGCCGGCCAGCCAGGCCCAGCAAAUCGGGGACCUGGGGCCCGCGGGUGCCAGCGCUCCCACUAAGACGUCCGUGGAGGACGCCUACGGGAGGCUCACCAAGGCAUGCGGCCUGUCCCUCCUGGAGGAGCUGAGACGGACGUUCCUGGAUGCCGAGGGCGGCUGCUUCUCGCUCCUGGAUUCGGGCCUGGUCUUGGGACGAGUGGAGGAGCAUGCAGCGCUGGGGCUGGCCAUCCUGCCCAUGCGGGAUGGGCGGAAGCUGGCCACGACCCUGCCCAACUGCAGCCUCUUCCUGUACUACGCUCUGGGCCGGCAGUUCUACGUCACGGAGAAGCUGGCGGAUCGCUGGUUCCGAGCGCGGGACCGGGUCACCGGGGAGAGCAUGCUGAUGAAAAAGGUGCCCGUGGUCUCCGACUGGAGGAAGAUGUUACACAAUUUCCUGUUCCUGCCCCCUCACCCCACGCUGCUGGUGCCUUACGCCGUCCUGUACGACCGCAACGGCUCCAUCCUCUACCUCAUGGAGGACAGGGACGUGCACGCGGUGGGGCGGCCGCCCGAGGGGCCUGGCCUGGAGGGAGCUCGAGCCCUGCGGGAGGUGCUGAACUUCCUGAGGUUCUGCAAACGCCACCACUUCCACCCUGGGGACGUCGGCGCGGCCUCCAUCUACACGGCCCAGGGCGUCUGCUUUGACCCCAGCAGCCUGUCCAGCAGCGAGGACCCCUACGCCUUCCGGAAGAGCAUGAGAACCUGUCUGCGCCCGCUGCUGGCCCAGCACCAGGGGCUCGCGGGCCUGGACUCCCUGGUGGACAGCAUGUGCCAGUACCUGGAGGAAGAGGAGAACCCGGAGCCCGGCGACACGCCGAGCAGGGGCAGCCCCAAGUGAGCGGAGCCCAGGCCCCACGGCUGCCCCCCACCGGAGACGGGCUGCAGAGAUGGGCGCGCAUCCCUGGGGUGCCUGGAGGCAGAGCGCUGGGAUCCAGCCGUGGACGUUGCUGGCAGGGGCGCCACGGGGUGGGUGGGUGCCCAGGUGUGGAGUACCCGGGGGGUUCUUGCAGCAGGCGGGUUCCGCUGUCUUGCUCCCUGGAGAAACAGGCUCAUUGGCCAGCCCAGCUCAUUCUGAACAGCCGGGGGGGGCGGGAGGGGGGGGGGGGAUAUGUGGCCAAGAUCGCCCUGCUCUGGGUUGGGCCGUCGAUGAAUUCAGCGAGGUGGGAGGAAUGACGCUGACGGUGCUAGCCCCUUGCCUGCAGGGGCCCCACAAACCCUGCAGAUAGGUCCCGGCUCAUCGGCAAGGCCCCCCAGCCCUGGCCAAGAACCCACGGAACAUUCCAGCACCCGUGUUACCAAAGAAGGCAGGCCUGGGACCCGAGAGUGCUUGGCUCCACCUUUGGCCUUCACCUCCUCUCGUCACCGCAUUGUGCCUCAGUUUCCCCAUCCCCGCCGUGGGGGAGGAUGCUGCUUUCCUACCUGCGAGGAGCUGAAGGAUUGUGAGGGGGGCUCAGAUCCCCCCUGCCAAGUGCCUUCCGGAUGCACAGCCCCGCAGGUGGUCCCUGAUAAUUAGCACGAGGUAACGAGGAUCAGGGGAAAUGGAUGGGCUUGCAGGCCGGCCAGCCGGGGACUUCAGGUGCUUCAAGGACUCACUUUUAUAACUAUGCAUCGCAACCUUUGUAAUAAGUGUAUCCUUCCGCAGCAGAAACUAGUCCUUUGACAUAUAUAUAUUUUG